Messenger RNA from Penicillium antarcticum, 480 nucleotides. RefSeq names its product cytochrome b-c1 complex subunit 6 family protein. Gene Ontology annotation, biological process: mitochondrial electron transport, ubiquinol to cytochrome c. The coding region runs from base 1 to 468 and encodes 155 amino acids. The transcript is spliced from 3 exons. The record is from RefSeq and is a predicted model, not a curated record. Lineage: Eukaryota; Fungi; Ascomycota; Eurotiomycetes; Eurotiales; Aspergillaceae.
AUGGGUCUCUCCGACUUUUUCUCUGAGGUCGUCUCCUCCCUGGGCUUCGCCGAGGCCCAGGCUGAGGCUCCCGCCCAGGAACCCGAAACCACCCAGGACGAGUCCUCCGACAAGACCGAGGAGAACACCGAGUCCGAAUCCGCCGAGGAGACCCCCGCUGAGGAGUCUUCCGAGGAGGCCCCCGAGGAAGAGGAGGCCGAGGCUGAGGCCGAGGAGGAAGAGGAGGAAGAAGAGGAAGAGGAAGAGGAGCCUGAGGACAUCAAGCCCAAGCUCGAGGAGGAGUGCGCCAACUCCGCCCAGUGCGCUCCCUACAAGCACCACUUCGACGAGUGCGUUGAGCGCGUCACCCGCCAGGAGGAGGAUGAGGACUACAAGGGUCCCAAGGAGGACUGUGUUGAGGAGUUCUUCCACCUCACCCACUGCGCCACCGCCUGUGCUGCCCCCAAGCUCUGGAGGGAGCUCAAGUAAACGUCUCACCCA